AUGACUCAGGAUGAAACAUGGAAAUUCUCCCAAUGCUUUGGAGAUAAGGGAGAUAUAGAGAAUAUCACGGAAGCAGACAUUAUAUCCACAGUUGAAUUCGACAGCACCGGAGAUUUCUUAGCAACUGGAGAUAAGGGGGGACGAGUUGUGCUAUUUGAAAGAAGUCACAAUAAGAAGAAACAAAACUGCGAAUACAAGUUUUUUACCGAGUUUCAGAGUCAUGAUGCCGAAUUUGAUUAUUUGAAAUCGUUGGAGAUUGAAGAGACGAUAAAUAAAAUUAAAUGGUUGAAAAGUGGUACUGAUGCAUUGUAUCUUUUAUCAACCAAUGACAAGACAAUCAAGUUGUGGAAGAUUCAAGAAAGGCAAAUUAAAUUGGUCUCGGCCAAUAACCUUAAUGGAAUGAGCCAUUAUUCUAACGAUGGUGGUGGCAUAUCAGCAUUGAAAUUGCCCCAAUUGGAAUUACACGAUAAAUUGAUAUCAGCACAACCUAAAAAGAUUUAUUCUAAUGCCCAUGCAUAUCAUAUAAACUCAAUUUCUGUGAAUUCUGACCAAGAGACAUUUAUAAGUGCCGAUGAUUUAAGAAUAAAUUUGUGGAACUUGGGCAUAGCUGAUCAAUCAUUCAAUAUUGUUGACAUCAAGCCUACAAAUAUGGAGGAAUUGACCGAAGUCAUCACCAGUGCUAAAUUCCAUCCGACACAAUGUAAUUUGUUCAUGUACAGUUCUUCAAAGGGAACGAUAAAGUUGUCCGAUAUGAGAUCGAAUUCGUUAUGUGACACCCAUUCCAAGAUUUUCGAAGAGUAUUCCGACCCAUCGUCACACAAUUUCUUUACUGAGAUCACCAGCUCUAUCUCAGAUGUUGAAUUCAGUGCUAAUGGCCGUUAUAUUGCUUCAAGAGAUUAUAUGACGGUGAAAAUUUGGGAUUUGGCAAUGGAGAGCAAACCAGUAAAGACAAUCAAUGUGCAUGAACACUUAAGAGAUCGGUUGUGUGAUACUUAUGAGAACGAUUCUGUGUUUGAUAAGUUUGAAGUACAAUUUAGCGGUGAUAGUAGAUCUGUAAUGACUGGCUCAUACAACAACAAAUUUAUGAUAUAUCCAAAUGUGACUUCGGGAGAUGAUGGCAAGACAUUCAAAGCAUCGUCCAAACUGAAGAAGAAAAAGAGUAAAAGGGAACGUGCAGGUGGUGCCGAUGAUGAUGCCGAUGGAGAUGAGGAUGAAGAAGAAGAUGACGAUAACGAAGAAGAAGAAGCUGAUAACGACGAUGAGUUUGAUCAAUUGGACUCACCACCUAAUAACAAGAACUCCCCCAUUUCACAGUUGGAAGAUGAGGAUGACCAGGAAGAGAUUAUUUUACAAGCGGAUAAAUCUGCAUUCAAGUCGAAAAAGACAGGCCAUCAUUCAUCGAGAAGGAGAAUGAUGAGUGGAGGAGUGUCUAAUCUUGGACGUGAUUAUGAUGAUAUUGAUUUCAAAAAGAACAUCUUACAUUUAUCAUGGCAUCCAAAGGAGAAUUCAGUGGCUAUUGCAGCAACCAACAAUUUAUACAUUUUUUCAACUCUAUAG
Messenger RNA from Lodderomyces margitis, 1557 nucleotides. RefSeq names its product protein phosphatase 2A regulatory subunit (gene CDC55). The record is from RefSeq and is a predicted model, not a curated record. The transcript has a single exon. The coding region runs from base 1 to 1557 and encodes 518 amino acids. Gene Ontology annotation, cellular component: cytosol; protein phosphatase type 2A complex. Gene Ontology annotation, molecular function: protein binding; protein phosphatase regulator activity. Gene Ontology annotation, biological process: peptidyl-serine dephosphorylation. NCBI's taxonomy places the organism in Eukaryota, Fungi, Ascomycota, Pichiomycetes, Serinales, Debaryomycetaceae.